AUGGCGGACGAGACAGCGGCGCCGCUGCUCCCCUCAGCUACCCUCAUCGCCGACGCGCCACGCCGGAACAGGUUUGCCUUCGUCUGCGCCACGCUCGCCUCCAUGACCACCAUCCUCAUGGGUUACAAUCUUGCGCUGAUGAGCGGCGCGCAGCUGUUCAUACGGGAGGACCUGGGCCUCUCCGACGUGCAGAUCGAGGUGCUGACGGGGUCCAUGAACCUGUUCAUGCUCGUGUCCAUCCUCGGCGCCGGAUGGGCGGCCGACCUCCUGGGCCGCCGGGGCACGCUCGUGCUAGCCAAUGCCUUCCUCAUGGCCGGAGCGCUCGCCAUGUCGGCAGGCGGCAGCUACGCCGCGCUCGUGGCCGCGCGCUUCGUCACCAGCAUCGGGGUUGGGUUCGCCCGCGUCGUCGCGCCGGUGUACAACGCCGAGAUCUCGCCGGCGUCCACGCGCGGCGUCCUGUCGUCCUUGCUAGACAUGUUUAUCAACGUCGGCAUCUUGCUUAGCUACGUGUCGAACUACGCGUUCGCCGGCCUGCCAGUGCACACCGGCUGGCGCGUCAUGUUCGCCGUCGGCGCACUCCCACCGGUGUUCCUCGCCGCGGGGGUGCUGGCCAUGCCGGAGUCGCCGCGGUGGCUGAUGAUGCGCGGGCGCUACGGGGAGGCGCGCACCGUGCUCGUGCGCACCUCGGACACCCCAGCGGAGGCCGACCUCCGCCUCCAGGAGAUCAAGCAAGCCGUCGAGGCGCCGCGGGCAGCCGGCAGCAGCGGUGGUGUGUGGAAGGAGAUGCUGUUGCGGCCGACGAAAAGCGUGCGCCGGAUCCUCGUCUGCGUGGUCGGCGUGCUGUUCUUCCAGCAAGCGUCCGGCAUCGACGCCAUCGUGCUGUACAGCCCGCUGGUGUUCCAGAAGUCCGGCAUGUCAUCGAACAGCGCCAUCCUCGGCGCCGCCAUCGCCGUAGGGGUGGUCAAGACAUGCUUCAUCCUCGUGGCGACGCUCUUCUCCGACCGCAUCGGCCGGCGCCCGCUUCUCCUCGCCAGCGCCGCAGGUAGUGCGGUGACGCUGGCCUCUUUGGCCCUGACGCUCUGCGCCGGCGCCACGUCCACGGUAAGCACGGCGGCGUGCGUCACGUCGGUGCUGGCCUUCGUGGCCACGUUCUCGGUGGGGUUCGGGCCGCUGGCGCCCGCGUACAGCUCGGAGAUCAUCCCGCUGCGGCUGCGCGCGCAAGGCACCAGCCUUGGCACGGCGGUGAACCGGGUGACGUGUGCAUUGGUGACCAUGACUUUCAUCUCUCUCGCCGACUGGAUCACCAUGCCCGGGUGCUUCUUCCUGUAUGCUGGUGUGGCAGCAGCCGCGUUCGUGUUCGUGUACUUGCAGCUGCCAGAGACUAGCGGGCGGAGUUUGGAGGACAUGGACGAGCUCUUCGCCGCCAAGUGA
Messenger RNA from Miscanthus lutarioriparius, 1431 nucleotides. NCBI's taxonomy places the organism in Eukaryota, Viridiplantae, Streptophyta, Magnoliopsida, Poales, Poaceae. The record is from the annotation of a GenBank genome assembly.